Gadus macrocephalus (Pacific cod) is the source of this 933-nucleotide messenger RNA. RefSeq names its product small nuclear ribonucleoprotein 27 (U4/U6.U5) (gene snrnp27). Gene Ontology annotation, biological process: RNA splicing. The record is from RefSeq and is a predicted model, not a curated record. Bases 153 to 743 code for a protein of 196 amino acids. Gene Ontology annotation, cellular component: precatalytic spliceosome. The transcript has 7 exons. Lineage: Eukaryota; Metazoa; Chordata; Actinopteri; Gadiformes; Gadidae.
GUCCGUUUCAUCACCGGAAACGCUGGUGUUAUCUUCCGGAGAGCAGGGGACUAAGCAUCGGCUGCUGCGUUUUGUCCUCGAACACGCCUAAAUCUGCUGAAAUUACUGUUCUUUCCUCAGUUUCUCGGCCCGAUCCACACCGUCCAGGCCCCAUGGGGAGGAGCAGAAGCCGCAGUCCGGCCCGCCGAGAGAGACGCCGAUCUCGCUCAGCUUCGAGAGAUCGCGAGAGGAAGCGGAGAGAGAGGGAGCGUUCCCGCUCCCGGGACCGAGACAGGAGGAGGAGCCGCUCGCGCUCCACCCACAGGCGGCGCUCCAGGUCUCCCCCGCGGCGCGCCCGGUCCGAGUCUGACUCCCCCUCCAGGCUGAAGGAGGCCAAGGAGAAGGAGGUGAAGCCCAUUGAGAUCUCAGCUGAAGACAUGAAAGACAAAACCGAAGAAGAGAUCGAAAUGAUGAAGACGAUGGGAUUUGGCUCCUUUGACACCACCAAGGGAAAGAAAACCAAAGGCUCGGUGAAUGCACAUGCUACAAAUGUUUCCCAGAAGAGAAAAUACAGGCUGAGAUCUGGUUCCACGUCUCGGAUAAAGUUUGUGAUGGAUUCUAUCAGACGAUUAGGUGAACUUAUUCGGCCUCCUCCGUCGGCAGUAUAUGAACAGGAAAGGUGGCUUCAACAGACCGCUGGACUUCAUCGCUUGAGGGCAGUUUGUGAAGAUGCUCGUAUAUCAACGCUCGUUUUUUCAUUUUGAUCUUGUGUGAGAAGUAGUCCUUUUUUUUUUUUUUCUCCAGACUUCUAUUGUGAGGGGAAAUAUUCUGUAAAUAUUUUUACCAAUUUAUGAAACUAAAUUGCAUUUUUUGACAGCUGGGGAAGAGAUGUCUGCAUCCAUGUAGUUUUCAUAUGAAACAAUAAAACAUUAAACAACAAUAAUGAUGCAUUGU